GUCGUCGUCGCAUCAAACACUUGCAUCGAGCGAUAUAGUAUUGUUUUAGUCUACUACCGCGCGCACGUCCCUCUUGACUGCCUGAAUGGCUAUAUAUGCACCAGCUGCUACCCAGCCCUCUCAGAUCGACUAGCUUGUGCCCGGCCAUGGGCAUGGGGUACUACGCGCCGAGCAACCGGCAGCUGGUGGAGUCCCUCUACGGCUCGCUGUCCCGCGGCGUCACGGCGGCGCUGCUGGCCGAGGACGUGGACUGGUGGUUCCACGGCCCGCGCCGCUGCCAGCACAUGCGCCGCCUGUUGACAGGGGAAGCCGGGCCGUCGGCGUUCCGGUUCGCGCCGGCGCGGGUCACGGAGGUAGGCAGCGGCGAGGGCGAGGGCGGGUGGGUGGUGGCGGAGGGGUGGGAGGGGGAGCACGCGUACUGGGUGCUGCAGGGCGGGGUCAUCACCCGCUUCCGCGAGUACUUCAACACCUCUGUCACCGUCAGGGAGCUGGGCCGGCUCGCCAACUCCACGGGCAUGGGCUGGGCCGUGUGGCAGAGCCAGGCCAUGCCGCUCCAUGCCUGGCCUCGUGCUCGCCAUUUGAGCACAGCCUCCAUCCAUUAUUCCAUUGCCUCAAGGGAAUAGAUGUCGAUCGGAAUAUAAUGCUCAGCAGAAAUCAGCACGAUAUAUCAUCAAAUGACUAGUGCUUAAAUUCAUCAUUUGUCUCGUUUCCAGAAUGUUCAUAUUCACCGCAUGUUGUUAUCAAUCACAA
This is a messenger RNA of Phragmites australis (common reed), 750 nucleotides long. RefSeq lists its product as uncharacterized. The record is from RefSeq and is a predicted model, not a curated record. The transcript has a single exon. NCBI's taxonomy places the organism in Eukaryota, Viridiplantae, Streptophyta, Magnoliopsida, Poales, Poaceae. The coding region runs from base 96 to 623 and encodes 175 amino acids.